AAAUGGAUUUCGAUAGCAUAAAAGCUUCGCGGAUUGUGGUGCGCUUUCUUCAUUUCUUUGCAAUAUGGCCAAAUCAGGGCUCAUCCUUGGAUACGCCAUGGAUCCGAAGAUGCAAUCGCUAUUGGCCUUAUCUGAUACAUGGCGUAAUGACCUUUAUGUUCACGGUCCUGAUGUGGGUUGAGGCUUUCGUGACAAACGAUUUUGAGCGGAGAGCCGAAGUGCUCUUCAUUAUGCUAACAAUGACGAGUCUAUUGGCUAAGAUUGUGAACAAUUGGCGUCGUCAUCACAUUGCCCGCGAACUACUUGAGGAGUGGUCAACUAGCCAGCAAUUCAAAGUAAAUUUUGGCCAGGAGCGCGAUAUUUGGGAGUUGGCACAUCGUAGAUUCGCUCUGGUCACCUAUGUGUACAUCUUUUGCAGCGCCGGCUCGGGUGUCUGCAUCCUCAUGUCGUCGCUGCUUAACUAUCCUAAUAAAUUGCCAUUUUGGAUGUGGGUCCCUUAUGAUUGGACACAACCCGUCAAUUUUUGGUGCACAUUCGCCUUUCAAGUGAUCGCAGUGCCUUUUUCGUGCCUUUCCAACGUCGGAAUGGACUUGCUCAAUUGCUAUCUGAUGCUGCACAUUUCGCUGUGCCUCGAAUUGGUCGGUAUGCGCAUGGCUGCACUUGCUCCAACUGGCAACAGCUUGGAGUCUGAGCAGCAGCUGCUCGCGCAGUUUGUGGCAAUUAUUGCGCUCCACAGACGCAUCAAAAUGCACACGAACCGGAUUCAAAUGUUCAUUUCCAGUAGCACACUUAUACAGAUCUUGCUGAGCUCCAUUAUAAUCUGUCUCACCAUCUACUGUUUACAGAUGCGUACUACAUUGCAGGAUCCAUUUUUCUUCUUGAUGAAGUCUCAGUAUUUAUUCGCGAUGACGUGGCAAAUCUUUCUGCCCUGCAUGUAUGGGAAUCAAAUUAUAGACAAAGCAAAUCAGUUGGUCAAUGAUCUUUAUACCUGCCAGUGGCCAGAUAUGUCUGUAAAAAUGCGUCGCCAGAUAUUCACAUUUAUGAUCUACCUAAAUCGUCCCAUGGAAUUACAAGCCGGCAGCUUUUUUGUCAUCGGUCUGGUACUGUUUGGCAAGAUAAUGAACCAAGCCUACAGUCUUUUGGCACUGCUCCUAAACGUCGAUGAUGAAUAAGAAGCGGGUGUAUUUAACUGGAUGACAUGAUAAACAUUUUGUGUAUCUCUUAAUUUGUUAUUUGGAAUUUGAUGUUGUAAUUCAAUAAAAGUAGAUGCACUUUCGUUGGUUCUAUUGCACUGAAUAUAU
Messenger RNA from Drosophila grimshawi, 1301 nucleotides. It is a transcript of the gene Or71a, whose product is annotated as putative odorant receptor 71a. Lineage: Eukaryota; Metazoa; Arthropoda; Insecta; Diptera; Drosophilidae. Gene Ontology annotation, molecular function: odorant binding; olfactory receptor activity. Gene Ontology annotation, biological process: detection of chemical stimulus involved in sensory perception of smell; sensory perception of smell. Bases 3 to 1172 code for a protein of 389 amino acids. The record is from RefSeq and is a predicted model, not a curated record. Gene Ontology annotation, cellular component: plasma membrane. The transcript has 3 exons.